AUGCAACCGACAGCGAGAAUCGCCCUGUCAAUGUGCGUACUUAUUUCCGCAAUAGAAAUCGCAACAUCCAGCAGCACGAAACUCCGUCGCGACGGUGUUUUGAACUUGUACCCAUUCCCUAGGGUCGGCCGCGCGCACCACACUUGGCAGGUGCCACUCAAUGACGAGUAUUUUGAAUCAGAGCUUGCAUCCAAACGUCAACUCUACGCGUUCCCUCGUGUCGGUCGCAGCGAUAGCGAGCACCGCUCGGAACCGUACCAGCAUCUGAAUCGUCUGAACGUUCGCUUGCAAGAGAUGAUGUUUGGUCAACCACGAAGCCACGAGAACAUGAAGCGUGAAAGUGAAAGCACCAGUGGUGGUAUGUGGUUCGGCCCACGUAUAGGCAGAGCUUAUAACUAUGACGAUAUCAGCAGCCAUCGCGAAACAAGUGGUCAGAGCGACCCCGAAGAAACAGAAAACGACCUCACUGCACGAAAGAAGAGACAAGUGAUGCAAGACUAA
This is a messenger RNA of Parnassius apollo (apollo), 501 nucleotides long. The record is from the annotation of a GenBank genome assembly. NCBI's taxonomy places the organism in Eukaryota, Metazoa, Arthropoda, Insecta, Lepidoptera, Papilionidae.